AUGCCCUUGGCCACUCUCCAGAUUUUUGAUGCAGUUGGGCAAUCAAAAUUUGUUCUAAAGAACCUUCAGAAUUACACAGACCACCCAAAUUUGCGCCACUACUACGAGCCAUUGAAGCCCACAGCACUGCAGAGAUUCCUGAUUCAAAGUCAGAAAAUCAAAAGCUUCAUGUUAAAAGUGUCAGAUUUUGAUCGGGAUAAGACUUUACUGAUUUUGACCAACAACCCACCUCCCUUCCCAUUUGACCAGCAUGGAAGGGACUUCACACCCAGCUACUUUCCCAAGGAGUUUCUGCUCAAGGAAAGUUAUCAUCACCCUAAGCCCAUCGAGAAUUUCUGGCUACCUCUGAUGUCCCAUAAAAAAAGGUUAAAGUCUGGGCUUAAACCAGUCUUCCCUGUGACAGUGCUGGAGGAUUCUACAUCCAAACAAGAACAAUGGUUUAGGUCUUUCAAGCCUCACCUUGUUUUCCAAGACCCUCUGGGAAGAGUCACCAGCGAGGUCUCUUGUUUCGUUACAGUUUCCAAGAAGUCAGGGAGUGACAAGUCGACUCCCAAGACCUGGGAACCACUGACCCUCGCCUCGCUCCUGGAACAGGCUCCCACCAGGACUGCGCCCGGGGAGAGCGCUUUCCGCUACGGGAGGGCCCCGCAAUGGAUCGUGAAAAAAAGCCUCUGUGUUUGA
Condylura cristata (star-nosed mole) is the source of this 681-nucleotide messenger RNA. It is a transcript of the gene TSGA13, whose product is annotated as testis specific, 13. The record is from RefSeq and is a predicted model, not a curated record. The transcript has 5 exons. The coding region runs from base 1 to 681 and encodes 226 amino acids. Lineage: Eukaryota; Metazoa; Chordata; Mammalia; Eulipotyphla; Talpidae.